ACACCCCCGUGAUUCUACGCGGCCAUAUGUUGGUAACCAAUGCACAGAUGACUGUCUAGGCCCUUCCCAGUCCCACCAUUCAGUGCCCUCCAGCGCCCCCACGCGUUUACUCGGUGAAGGCCGCCCCCAGCCCAGCUCCCGGCCCCGCCCGAGUCCCACCACCUGCUCGCUUCCCGCCCGGACCCAUCGCCCCUCCUCCGAUCGUUCUGCGUGCUCUCGCGUAGCUCCGCCUUUUCUAAGUCUGCCGUCUCGCAAGAUGGCUGACUUGCUGCUGGGCUCCGAGCCGUGGAACCGCGUGAGGAUUCCUAAGGCGGGGAGCCUCAGCGCAGUGAUGGUGCAGAACCCCAGCGCCACCCUUCACCUUUGGAUUGCAGGUGUAAUUAAAGAAUGCCAUCUCGUCACAGUAUCGCUGAAGAGCCGAGCCUUAGAUGCAGAAACAGAUGUGUUAUGUGCAGUCCUUUACAGCAAUCACAACAGAAUGGGCCGCCACAAAUCCCAUUUGGCCCUCAAACAGGUUGAGCAGUGUUUAAAACGUUUGAAAAACAUGAAUUUGGCAGGUUCAAUUCAAGACCUGUUUGAGUUGUUUUUUCCCAGUAAAAAUCAGCCUGUAAAUACCAGUGUCGUCCCUGGUCAGCCAGUGGUGGAGUUGGUGUUGAUGAAGGUUUUGGGAGCCUGCAAGUUGUUGCUUCGCUUAUUGGACUGCUGCUGCAAAACAUUUCUCUGGACUGUGAAACAUCUAGGUUUGCAAGAGUUCAUUAUUUUAAACCUUGUGAUAGUGGGGCUGGUGAGCAGGUUAUGGGUUCUCUAUAAAGGUGUUUUUAAAAGGUUGAUUUUGUUCUACGAGACUUUGUUUGGAUUGCUUCAAGAAGUCUCUAGGAUUCAACCAAUGCCUUACUUCAAAGAUUUUACCUUUCCUUCUGAUAUCACUGAAUUUUUAGGACAGCCAUUUUUUGAAGUCUUUAAGAAAGAAAUACCUACAGAUUUUGCAGCUAGAGGAAUAACUAAAUGGCUAAAUAAGCUGUUUUUAAUAAGCGAGCAGUCACCAAAGGCCAUUGAAGAAACCUUACUUGGAAUUUCCAAAAAUGAUGAACAAAUGAAGAUAAAUACACAGAAUAAUGAGGAUCUUGGACAGCCAGUAAAGAAGAAGAAAGUUUUCAAAGAAAAGUCAUCAGAAUUUGAUGUGAGGGCUUUCUGCAACCAGCUGAAACACAAAGCUACACAGAUGAGGAAAUUGAGGCAUAGAAAGGCCAAGAAAGUUGGCCAGGCCACAUAGUGAAUAAAUGGCAGAGCUGCGAUUUGAAUAAAGGCAGUAUGGUUUCGUAGUCUCUUCGUUACCAUUCACCAGUCCCCAGAAUAGUUUUUCAACUGUGUCUCAGGAACUAUGGUGCUUUGUGAGCCUUGAAACUUCUGCAGCCCAUGCAUCUUUUUGUAGGUGAGCUGGUUUUGAAGCUGGUGGGUCAACAUCCCUCUUAUUCAAGACUAAUUGCUACUAUAUUUUUCGCAAAUAGCACUAACAUGCUUAGCUUGCUUUUAAAGCAAACUACUUCUAUAAACUAUUGACAUGGAUUGUUACUUUUAUAUUUUCUACUUCUUUUUAGUGUAAGAAAUUUGGAAGAAGGUAAGCAGAAAGAGCACAUCGUGUUGUAGGUAGAUAUUUUCAUAAAGAAGCAAUAAACGUGGCCAGGUGUGGUGGCUCACGCCUAUAAUCCCAGCACUUUAGGAAGCUGAGGCGGGUGGAUCACAAGGUCAAGA
Cebus imitator (Panamanian white-faced capuchin) is the source of this 1752-nucleotide messenger RNA. It is a transcript of the gene RMP64, whose product is annotated as nucleolus and neural progenitor protein. The record is from RefSeq and is a predicted model, not a curated record. NCBI's taxonomy places the organism in Eukaryota, Metazoa, Chordata, Mammalia, Primates, Cebidae. Gene Ontology annotation, cellular component: nucleus. The transcript is spliced from 8 exons. Bases 257 to 1273 code for a protein of 338 amino acids. Gene Ontology annotation, biological process: positive regulation of Notch signaling pathway.